This is a messenger RNA of Kwoniella botswanensis, 699 nucleotides long. RefSeq lists its product as uncharacterized. Bases 1 to 699 code for a protein of 232 amino acids. The transcript has 4 exons. The record is from RefSeq and is a predicted model, not a curated record. NCBI's taxonomy places the organism in Eukaryota, Fungi, Basidiomycota, Tremellomycetes, Tremellales, Cryptococcaceae.
AUGGAUCGUACCGAAAUUCAAUCCAGACUUGAACAACCUGUUGGCCUCCAGUUUCAAUGUUGUUUGGAUCCUUCGGAUCAUCAGACGUUAACGUUGAAGCGACUUUCUCCUUCGCUUAGUGGUUGCGAUUACGAUCUGUACGACGAAGGAGGAAAAACACUAUUGAAGAUCCGAGGGUCAGGAUUAAGACCUGAUUAUUUGAAUUCAUACUAUGGUAUCGAGAACAAAGAGAUCUUUAGAGUAUGGACACCUCCACCAUUGUUCUGUAGAGCUGAAGCUUUUAGGCCUCAUACCACGAAAGAUCCAGUAUGGAAAAUAAGCAAUGGUCGCUCAAAAUCAAGGAAGAAAAGCAAACUGUAUUUGAACUUUCUGGAUGUCAUGAGUGGUCAAAAGAAAAGACUUUCAAUGUUCAGACCUGGCGAUGAGGACGAAGGUAGAUUGGAAUUUGUGUUGGAUGAUGGUGAUGAUGAUGAUGAUGAUGAUGAGAUUAGGGAGGUGGUAGUGGCACGUAUGAGAUUUGAGAUCAAAGGAAACAAGCAGAAAGUGAGUUUGGUGAACUUGCAGAUUGCGAGUUCGUUGGUCCGACGCAAGCAAUAUCGGGUCGAUAUCUCGAGUAACUUCGAUUACAGUCUUGUGAUUGCUAUGGCUGUCAGUCUCACUACUUUUGGUUAUGCCGCUUUGAUCCAGGUUGAUCCGUAA